Molecule: messenger RNA, 1831 nt
Organism: Homalodisca vitripennis (glassy-winged sharpshooter)
Lineage: Eukaryota; Metazoa; Arthropoda; Insecta; Hemiptera; Cicadellidae
Product: facilitated trehalose transporter Tret1-like
Exons: 8
Coding region: 146-1585 (479 amino acids)
Biological process (GO): transmembrane transport
Cellular component (GO): membrane
Molecular function (GO): transmembrane transporter activity
Source: RefSeq, a predicted model, not a curated record
CUGUGCGCCGGCGGAAUACCCUGGCCCGAACUGGUUUUCCCAGCCGAGGGUUCUAUAGCAGUAACAGAGCGGAGAGAUGUGCAGUCUGUGUCAGAUCGAGCCCGCCGCCAGCCGAGAUCGCACUGAGUUGCACAGAGAUUGAGAAAUGGCGGCCGAGCAGAAAAUCAGUUACAGGAAUCUCUACUUAAGUGUAUUUAUAAUAAACAUCGUUUACUUGGGAGUGGGAGAGAGUAAUGUUUGGACUUCACCGGCCAUUCCACGGCUCAAGGAGGAAGGAUCUAAAUUUGCUGGGACAAGUUUCAACGAGGCAUGGCUUGUAUCUUGCUUCGCCAUUGGCCAGGUCUUGGGACCGCUCAUCAGUGGGUGCUUCAUGGACACCCUAGGCCGCAAGCCGACCACCUUCCUCAUCAUCCUAUUCAUGGUGAUCAGCUGCUCUAUGCUGGCCGUUGCCUCCACUGUGGAAAUCCUCUACCUCGCCAGAAUCAUUGGAGGCUUCUCCUUCGGCAUGUCUGUCUCCGUUCUUCCAGUAUACGUAGCAGAGCUGAGUGAUCCUGCCGUGAGAGGUACUCUGAACUCCUUCCCAUUGGCAUCUCGCUCCCUCGGCUACUUCUUGAUGUACGCUGUGGGGCCUAUCGUCAGCUACAUGAACCUGAUCCUGGUCACGAUCGUAGCUCCGGUGAUCGCACUCCUGCUGAUCUUCCUCCUUCCAGAGUCGCCCUAUCACUUGUUUGCCAAGGGCAAGUCGGAGAGUGCUCACCAGACUGUGACUUGGCUCAGGAGAGGUGCUACCAAGGAGGCAAUCCAGGCUGAGGUCGACACUAUGCAGAAAGCUGUGGAAGAGAUUAAAGCCAAUAAGAAGAGUUUCCGGACCUUAAUCUCCACCAGAGCCAGCAUCCGGGCUCUAUACAUCAGCUGCGGUUUGCUGUUCUUCUUGCAGAUGUCCGGCAUACCUGUCAUCAUGUCCAUCACAGAGUCUCUUUUCAUCCUCGCCCGAGUGAACAUCUCGACCAAACUCUGCACUCUUAUCUUCGGUGGUCUCAUGCUGACAGUGGGCCUGCUGGGACCUGCAGUUACUCGCCGCUUUGGCUUCAAGACUCCUCUCACAAUAUCGGCUUUUGGGAUGUUCUUGUCCCUGUCAGUAUUUGGAGGCCACUUCUACAUGAUCAGCCUGGGUUACGACAUGUCGGAUUACAGCCUGGUUCCACUCUCAAGUCUUGUGGCAUACAUCAGCUUUUUCUCUUUAGGAUUUUCAAACAGCGCCUUUGCCGUAGUUGGCGAACUGUUUGCCCCGAACAUCAAAGCUCUCGGAACAUCUCUGACGAACUGCAUAGGGUUUGCAUGUGCCCUGCUCUCCAUCCAACUGUACUACGUAAUUAAAUCAACAUUCGGCAUCCACUUCGGCAUCUGGAGCUUUGCCCUCACCAACGCUCUUGCCGUUCCAUUUACCAUCUUCUUCGUUCCCAACACCAGCGGCAUGAGCCUACUAGAAAUACAAGAGAUGCUGAACAAACCCUGGUUCGACAAGAAGAACAAAGUAGUACCAAUAGAAGAGAGGUACACGAUGAGAGAAGUGUGCUACAUUUAAAAAGACUGUUUAACGUAAAACUAUUCAAAGACUGUGUUAGUUGUAAGAUGAUGUAAAUAUUUGACCAUGUACAGAAUGCCUAUUGUGCUAUGAGAAUUUGUACAAACCGACUCAUGUAUGAUGUGCGAAUUGUAAAAAAAGUACCUACCUGACUUUUAUAAAGUCUCAAUAGAAUGUAAAAAUAGAUUAGAUUGUGUAAAUAACACUUGUAAAUUGUACAUAGUAAACCUUUCUAGAAAACUAAAA